Molecule: messenger RNA, 1908 nt
Organism: Chenopodium quinoa (quinoa)
Lineage: Eukaryota; Viridiplantae; Streptophyta; Magnoliopsida; Caryophyllales; Amaranthaceae
Exons: 5
Coding region: 535-1461 (308 amino acids)
Source: RefSeq, a predicted model, not a curated record
AGCAGGUCGGGUUCGGGUCAGAAUACGGGUCAAUUUCGAAUUGUGCUUUAAACGUAUCAAAAAUAGUGUAUAAUUUAAAAUUAUUACAAAAUAUGAUAUUGGGUCAAAUUCGGGUUGUUAGGGUUCAAUUCAGGUCGGGUUCGGGUUUCGCUCAGUAUUUUCUGAUCGGGUUCAGGUCAGAGUCGGGUUAAAAAGUUUUUACUCAUAUUUACCCAUAUCACUCAAUUAAAAAAAAUAACCAAUAACCACCCUUUAAUAAUUUUCACUUUUACUUUUUUUUUUUUUCUUAAACAUACAUCCUACAUAUAAGCACGGGUAAACUUGUGUUCAAAAAAAAAAAAAAAAAAAAAAAAAGGCACGGGUAAACUCUAAUUAUCCAUAAUUUCAUAUUAUGUACUCUCAUCCACCAAAAAAAAACAAAAACAAAAAACUUAUACAAGUAUAUCCGAUUGAUUUUCACAAUACGCAGCGUUUGAAUACUCCUCCAUAAAUAUGGUUUGAAACCAAACAAACCCAGAGAAAGAGACAGUAACCAUGAAUUUGAAAAAAACAAACUCCCAAACACCACCGGCGAACUCGCCGACGGGUCAACCGGACUCACAAUCGCCAUCACCGUCAGCGACGGCGGCAAUGGCGGCGGUGGAGGAGCUGGUGGAGUCGCUCAACCAACGGAAAAUGUACAGAGAGGUUACACUCGCUCUCCGAUCCGGUCUCAGAGACGCGCGAGCUGAGUUCUCCUUCCUCCGAGUUCGCGGCCUUCGUUGCCUCCUCAAGUUCCUUCGUUCCGUCGCUGAGUCUGACUCGGUUAUUCGUCUCUUUUGCCUCACUCAAUCUCUCCCUGAUCUUCAAGUGGUUCCUGUUCUUUUUCAACAUUCACUAAAAGAUUCGGAAGAAGAUAAGGUGACCAGUUUGGAUCAUAUAUUCACUGUUGAACCUAUGAAGUUAACAAACCCUUCAACAGAUACUGAAGUUGCACUUGCACUUCGUGUUUUGGAAGGUUGCUGCCUAAUUCACAGACAAAGUACAAUUUUGGCUCACCAGCACAAGGCAAUUCCGGUGUUAAUGAAUAUAUUAUCGAGUAGAGGAGCUCUAGAGCAAGGUGCCAGUGUUGAUGCUUUGAUUGCUUUGAUGUUAGAUUCGACAGCUAAUCAAAUGGAUUUUGAAACCUGUAAUGGUAUUGAGGAAGUUGCUGCAAUUAUUAGAGACAAACAAGUUGAUGAAAAUCUCAGGAUGAAAUGUGGAGAAUUUUUGUUAUUACUCAUUGGGCACGUGGAUGGGAGAGAUAUGCAGCCAAUGGCAACAGUACAUGAGGACAUACGUCGACUUCUAGGGGAAAAAUCUGCGUCGUUGAUAUGGGCAGCUAGUCAAUUCGGCUCAACUCUUGAUCCAGAGGAGAGGAUGACAGCUCUGCACAUCCAAGCUCGCAGAGUCCUGGAAUCGCUUGAUCUCUUUGGAGUGUAGCAGACAAUUAGUGAUUUUGGAAGGUUAAGAGUACAUGAUUUACUGAUCUUGUUUGGACAAUCCAUAUGCAGAAGAUUGGUGCCUACAGUUUUGACUUUCUAUUAUGUCUAAGCUUCAAGGAGUGUAGGUUAGCCAAGUUGCUGUCUCUGUUGCUAUCCUCUGUUGGUGCUUCUACCAUUUCUCUGCAAGUCUGGUUUUUGACUCUUGCCUGGAAUGCUACACAGUAACUUUUUGUAUGUCAAUUUCAUUACUCUGGGUAGCUGUAUAGAGCUUGUUCAUCUCCCAUGGAGUCAUGGACCACUCACCAUGGUUUAUUAAACAUAUGUCGAUGUAUAGAUGACCAUACAUUGUGGGUUGACUUUACUGUAAAUGAUAGUUUCUGUUGACAAUCGGCAUUAACUUUGAUGCUUUAUUCCUGAUUAAAGUAAAAGAUUUUUUUUCCAGAUA